UUUGAGUUUUAUUUUCUUUCUUUUUCUCUGUCGCUUUUUCUUUCUACUUUCAGUUGAAUUUUUUUUCCAUCUCAACUUAAGUUGUUUUUUUAAAUCCAUGAAUUCAUCUGAUUAAUUGUUCUAAUUAAUUGAAAGGCUUUUCAUCGGACAAAUCAACAAUUAACUCAAGAUGUGACACACAUACACCUUAACCCACCAGGAAGACAUUUCUCUUGUUCUUUCUGCUCUCUCUUUCGGUUUUUCUCUUUUCUUUUUUCGAUUAGAUUAUUUCUAAUCAAAAAUUUUAAUCCCAACAAUAAGUUAUCUCUUUAAUCAAUUACCAUCCUGUGGACAAUUCAUCUUCAGGCCUUCGCAUCGCCACCAGUGUAAUAGCAACAAUAACAAGACAUCUACUACACACUAGUCUCAAUCUCAUUCUUCAUCAAAAGUUUCCAGACUUUUCCUGGUUUUCUGUUACAGAUGAAGUGCAAAAUAGUAUCAACAACAGAUCCACCAGCCAAUAAGUCCAAUAGGUUGACUCGGACAUCAUCUGCUAGUAGGACAGUUAAACCAUCAACAUCUUCCUCGCAUGGAAACAAUAAUUUUAAGAUCAAAUUGAAACAUGGCUAUAGUCCAAAUCGAAGCUCCAAUUCUAAUAUGCAUGGAUGUAGAACCCAAACUAGAUCAUCAACAUCAUCAGCUACUUCAACUUCAAGAGGAAACAGUAGAAACCAUGGGAAUACCACCACCACCCCGACCACCGCCACCACCGCUGCUGCUGCUACUACAACCAGUAGUAAAGAAAGUGCCAAGGAAAUGAAAAAAUCAAAAGAUUCUGGUGAUCAUAGAUGUAACUGUAUCUGUGCAAACUGUGGUCUUUUCAUUGAUGAUUCAGGACCAAUUGACAAGCAUCGCCAUGAUGUUUCCCUUAUCAGAGAACCUAUUAAUUUAGGUACCAAAAAUGUUCGCCAAAUUUUACAAUGUGUUCACAAUGGAACUCCCGAGAUAAAAGAUAUUAUUUUAAAUGAAUGUAACAUAAUCUAUGAAUGUCGAAUAUGUCGAAAUCUAUUCCGUAGUUUGGCUAACCUGUUAUCUCACAAAAGAUAUUAUUGUAAAGACCAUAAAUGUGAGAGUAUGUUGCUUUUUGACGAUAAACAUUUAACACGUGGAUUACCUGAAGAAGAUGAUGAUUUUAUCUUAGCCAAUUUUCAAUCAAAUGUUCCAAUUGAACCAGAAAAUGUUACAAAAAGAGCUAAUAACAAGACUAAAAGUGAUCUACAUACACCACCACCACCAACAACAACAACAACAAAGGCCAGAAACCGAAGGAAACAAGAAACUACCUUUGCUGGUCCAAUUGAUCAUCGAGAUGAACCAUCACCAUUAUUAAUCAAUUCUGUUCAAGAAAGCAAACCAUCAACAGCAGAUGAAAUUGAUUGUUGUAUUGUUACGAAAAAAGUUAAACCUGAAGUUGUUGCUUCUAAACGUAAACACUUGGAAUCGUGUGUUAACAAGCUGUUACAUGAGAAGUCAUCACCAAAGGUGGAUCAAUUAACAAUCCCUCAAGCUGAUGAUGAAAUUGAUGGAAUAAAAGUUUUUAAAAACUCAGAAGAAAAAAUGAAUCAACCAUCGUUAAAGAAUCAAUGAAUUGAUGAUGUUCCAAAUAAUAGUCAAAAUGAACAAAGAUCAACAUUGUCGGUUAUCAGUCCAAAUGGUAAAAUUGAAGAUAAUCCAGUUAAAGAAAUUGUAAAUUCUAUUUCCACCUCAUCGAUAAAUGCAACAACUACAACAACAACUCUUUGCAACACAUCAACAAUCAAAACCAUAACAACGCCAAUAGUAAAAACUUCAACAACUUGUGUUGUUUUUAAUAUUGAUGAAAAUGCUAAUCAUCCAGUUGCUGGUGAAGAAAGUGAAUCAAAUAUACAAGAAAUUGUUAGUUAUCCUCAGUCAAUAUCCUCCUUGGUCUCAGAUGAUGGUGACUGUUCCCAUAUGAGUGAAACUUUCCCUUCUGAAGUUAACAGUGAAAUGGAUAAUGAAUCAAUUGAUGUUGAUGAGGAUAUAAUAACCAUUAAUAACAAAGAGGCAAGUCAACAAUCACUAAUUAUAUCAACAUCUUCAUCAUCUUCUUCUCCAUCUUCUUCUAUUCGUGAACAUCCAUCUAAUCGUAAUAAACCAAAAACCUUUGACGAUACAUAUGAAACAAAACCUUCACCCAUUUCCACUGUUCCUUGUUCAAUGUGUACCUCGAAAUUUAGCUCGAAAAAGACGUUAAAUGUUCACAUUCAAACGAUUCACAAUGUUCAACGAUUAAUUUAUCCCUGUCCUUUUUGUUGUUUAACAUUUAAACAGCUAUUCAAUGCCACCCGUCACAUGAUCCAAGUCCAUCGAAAGGGUAAAACUCAGGUCAAAUUUUUAAGGGAAGCGGUUAAAAGGCGAGCCUAUCCGGAAGUUAAAUCUGAUGAAAAUGGAGAGGAAACGGUCAAAGAUGAAGAUGAAUUGAUUGAUAACCCGAUUGCUGAACAACCACCCAUGGAAAAUCUGGAAGAAGAAGACGAGGAAGAGGAAGGAGAAGGUGAUGAUGAGAAUGAUGAAGAAGAUGAUAGUGAAGAUAAAGUUAAUCCAGAUAAUCCAUUUAAUCUGAAAGCUGUGCCAGUGAUUGUUAAGGUUGGUAAAAAUUUGAAGAGAAAAAACUGUGAUACAUUGAAAGAAGAGUACAAAUUAUCUUCAUCUUCAUCAUCUUCUUCUACAUCAUCUUCAUCGGUAAAAUGUUCAUCAGCAUCUUCAACGGAAGCAAUUAAAUUAACAAUCAAUCACAAGCAAAAUAAUGAAAGUGAGGUUAAUCAAUUAACAGAUUUACGAUCUAAAUCUUCAUUGGAAAUUGAUAAUAAGAAAGAGACUGGAACCAAUUCAUCGAAUCAGGAAAAAGUUCGACGAGUUAAUCCGAUCAUUUUUUCCUGUAUCAAUAAUUGUGGUGAAUAUUUCAUCAAGGUUGAUAGUAAAAAUCAACAUGAGAAAAAAUGUUCCAAACCUGAUGAUGAUAAUGAUGAUGAACAAGACGAUGAUCAGGAAAAAAGUAAUUACAAUUUGACAACGGAUUCAACUUCCCAUAAUCACCACCAUCAUCAUCACCAUCACCACCGGUCAAGAGAUUCACUUGAUUUAACAAUUAUAACCGAAUCAAUAUACAAAGAGCUUGAAAAGGUUGGCAAUCUAAUUACACGUCGGUGUAAUCAUUGCCCUGAUUUACAAUUUAAAACAAAAUCACUUCUCAUUCAACAUUUGAUUGUUCAUAUUGGUUAUGAAGUUUUGAAGUGUAAAAAAUGUGCCUAUCAAACGUUAAAUCGGACCGAGAUGGACAAUCAUCUGGGCAGUGCUCAUGGUACACCGGAGAUAUUAAGAGGAAGGCAAAUAGUAAAUCUUUCAACAUCACUUGCCAACGAUACCAAUGGGUCAAUUGCUAAGAAAAUCUCAUCUCGAGUUGAAUUAACGGAGGACAGUCAAGAAUCAACUAGAGGAAAUGUCGAUGAAACUAAAGGUUCAUCAGAGAAAUCAAAUUCGUCGAGUAUUGUCCUACAUUUAAGGCCGAAAUUAAGUCGAAGUAGGAAGAAGAAAAAAAUUUACGAAAUUGUUGGAGAUUGAGUUUAUAGUUUGAAUGAAGAAAAUGAAUUAAAUAAUUUGUGGUCGACACUCGCAUGCAAUCAAGCAAAAACAUUCUGAUGGUCUGGAAAACAAUUAGCCAAAGUGAUUAACUUUAAUUGUUUUACAAAUCAUGUAUUAGAUGAUUUAAAUUAAUUUUUCUACCUGUUAUAUCAACCCUUUAAGUAUCCAUACAAAAGUUAAAGUGCAACCAAAAUCCACCAAUAAGAAAUCGGAGAAAUCAACAAAUCAACCAACCAAUUAACCAAAAUGGAUACACAGUUAUAUUAAAUAUACAAAUCAUCAAUCCUAAUUAUAUUAUAAAAUCAUUAUCAUUAUUAUUAUAUUUUAAUUAACUCUUUCCAAACUCUCAGAAAUGAAAGAUAAUAUAAUCAAAUGUGAUAUAUGAAAACAAAAGCAAAUACCUAAAUUCCCAUAUCCUCAAUUUUUAAUUGUAAAAAAUUAAUUAAUCAUAAACACAGGGUCAUGUUCAUAUUGAUACUAUUGAUUAUUUGUAAAUAA
Molecule: messenger RNA, 4140 nt
Organism: Panonychus citri (citrus red mite)
Lineage: Eukaryota; Metazoa; Arthropoda; Arachnida; Trombidiformes; Tetranychidae
Product: zinc finger protein 800-like
Source: RefSeq, a predicted model, not a curated record